Dreissena polymorpha is the source of this 4188-nucleotide messenger RNA. RefSeq lists its product as uncharacterized. The coding region runs from base 127 to 1791 and encodes 554 amino acids. The transcript is spliced from 17 exons. NCBI's taxonomy places the organism in Eukaryota, Metazoa, Mollusca, Bivalvia, Myida, Dreissenidae. The record is from RefSeq and is a predicted model, not a curated record.
CGUCACAUUAUUUGUGAACAUGACGUCAUAAAAAUCUUCAACGAGUACUAGUAGACAUCAUUUUUCAUAGAAGCCGGUUGCGGCGCAAUAUUUAAGGAUUAAAUCAACGGGGAAUAGAGAAAGGACAUGGGUCACCUGCUUAAACCACUGAUCCUGAUAGUGUGUAUGCUGAUUUUUAAAGCAACACUCCAGAAAGAUGAUAAGUGCGAAGCUGGUUCAAGGGAAUGCCCGAAGCCAAAACGAAUCAAGCGAUCCGGUACCCCAUGUUUUACACUUGAAGCGUCCGUUGUAACUGACCACACAGUUUGGAAUUUUUUUGGUUCUCUAUUUCCCGCUCUUAAUGUUUCACAAAGGGAACAAAACAUCACCAAUCACUUCCGGAGGGUCUACGCAGAGGGUAAUACGAGACUAUCACAUUGGAGGGAUUACGCGACAGAACUGGAAAGACAAGGGAGCGCAUGUCCGGUGAAGUGUUUUCGUGUCUAUCCACGCAUAUUUCACAUACAGAAGAUUGACAGCACUGAUUGGUCUUCUACCGUGCAACUCGGAGAUGGCAAGCAGUACGUUGUUAAUGUAGGUGGCUGCGAGAAUGCGGCAUCUAAUGGAGCUGAUGUGAUGCAUUGCUGGACAAGGCUAGAUAUAGCAUUAGUCGACGCUGUAAGCCAAAAACCCCUCACUUACUACAGAGCCCUAGGAAAUCGCGGCAUAUGUCAACCAUCGUCAGUGCACGCACUCGAGGCUUUAGGUCACGGCGAGGACUUUAUGGUGGCACACGCAGUCCUCCAAGCACAGGGUAAUCCUGGAAGCAAUCUGUGCUAUUUCUGGGACCGGGGAAAUGAUUUGUUUCCUUGGAUAAGCGCAGUCCAACCAAACCCAGUGUUUGCGCAAUACCUGACUUGCAUGAUGAGUGUGUGUAAUUAUAUCACGCUGCAGCCUGGUUCCUCGUGUGCCUUUCAGAAUUCGUUUUCCAGUGCCGAGUGGGAUGCUUUUAUUUCUUUAAACAAAACGGCGGUACCGUAUAGAUAUGACACUGUGUGCAAACUCAACAUGGGGCUUACUGCAAGACACAGUGGCCAAACGACUUACCCGCGGUAUAUGUGCAAGGUGGGGAUCCCGUGCAGCGAUGGGAACAACAAUGUUCGCUAUGUCUCUGUCCUGAGUAACACCCGGUGCGAGCAACAGGAAGGAAUGAUUUGCAGAAAAGGAUGGUGCGAGUGGAAAGAUCUCGGUGAGCUUGGCGGCCAUUGUUUUAGUGAUGAAGACUGCCUCACAGCAAAUACAUUAUGCAAUUGCCAUAGGUGCGAGUGUCGUCGUGCCUUUCGCCUUUCGAACAAUUCCUGCGUCCCUUUUAAAAAGAUCAAGUGUGCAAGCGGCUGGCUACAGUACGGCUACCUAUGCUUUUACAUCAACCAUGAUCUGCUCCUCUGGCAGCCGGCGCUGGACGCAUGCAGAACGUGGCAUGGAACACUUGUUGAGAUAGAUGAAAUUGGCAAAACGGAGUUUUUUGUAAGCCUUCUACAGUCUAACGAUACUGUGGACUAUUUCACAGGCGGCAGAUACAACCCAACUUCACGAAGAUUUGAAUGGGUCGGCAGCAAGACCAAUAUAGUCUACAACAACUGGAACAAUGGUCACACUAAUAUGAGUUCCACGGAUUCAUGUCUCGUCGUUCUGAAGCAUGGGCACUUCAUAUCUAAGUCGUGUUCUGUGGCAUUCAAGUCCAUAUGUCAACGGUUAUCUCCGACCUUUGAUGAGCUGGGGCCUAAUGAAGGUUAUGUGAUCGACCAAUGAAACUUGAUUGUGCUUCAUUUGAAAUUAUGAUUUUUGUCUUGAGAGUUUCUUCUAAAGUUCAAAUGACAUUGUGUUUUGAGUUAUUAUAGCGACCUCUAAAGUUCAUAUGGCAUUGUGUUUUGAGUAAUUAUAGUGACCUUAAAAGUUAAAAUGAGAUUGUAUUUUGAGUUAUUAUAGUUACCUCUAAAGUUCAUAUGACAUUGUGUUUUGAGUAACUAUAGUGACCUCUAAAGUUCAUAUGGCAUUGUGUUUUGAGUUAUUAUAGUGACCUCUAAAGUUCAUUUGACAUUGUGUUUUAAGUAAUUAUAGUAACCUCUAAAGUUCAUAUGGAAUUGAUUUUUUAGCCAAAUAGUGACCUCAAAGGGUCAUAUGGAAUUGUGUUUUGAGUCAUUAAAUAGACCUCUAAAGUGAAUAUGACAUUGUGUUUUGAGUUAUUAUAGUGACCUCUAAAGUUCAUAUGACAUCGUGUUUUAAGUAAUUAUAGUGACCUCUAAAGUUCAAAUGAAUUGUGUUUUGAGUUAUUAUAGUGACCUUUAAAGUUCGUAUGAUAUCGUGUUUUGAGUCAUUAUAGUGACCUCUAAAGUUCAUAAUAAUGACAUUGUGUGUUUUGAGUCAUUAUAGUGAUCACUAAAGUUCAAAUGACAUUGUGUUUUGAGUCAUUAUAGUGACCUCUAAAGUUCAUAUGACAUUUUGUUUUGAGUUAUUAAAGUGACCUCUAAAGUUCAUAUGACAUCGUGUUUUGAGUAAUAAUAGUGACCUCUAAAGUUCUAAUGAAUUGUGUUUUGAGUUAUUAUAGUGACCUUUAAAGUUGGAAUGAUAUCGUGUUUUGAGUCAUUAUAGUGACCUCUAAAGUUCAUAAUAAUGACAUUGUGUGUUUAUAUUUAUUAUAGUGACCUCUAAAGUUCAAAUGACAUUGUGUGUUUUGAAUCAUUAUAGUGACCUCUAAAGUUCAUAAUAAUGACAUUGUGUGUUUUGAGUCAUUAUUGUGACCUCUAAAGUUCAUAAGGCAUUGUGUUUUGAGUCAUUAUAGUGACCUCUAAAGUUCAUAUGACAUUGUGUUUUGAGUCAUUAUAGAGAGACCUAUAUUGUUCAUAUGGCAUUGUGUUUUGAGCCAAAUAGUGACCUCAAAAGGUCAUAUGAACUUGUGUUUGAGUCAUUAUAGAGACCUCUAAAGUUAAUAUGACAUUGUGUUUUGAGUCAUUAUAGUGACCUCUUAACUUCACAUGGCAUUGUUUUUUGAGCCAAAUAGUGACCUUAAAAGGUUAUAUGAUGUGUUUUGAGUCAUUAUAGAGACCUCUAAAGUUCAUAUGACAUAAUUAUAGAGACCUCUAAAGUUAAUAUGACAUUGUGUUUUGAGUAACUAUAGUGAUCUCUAAAAGUCAUAUGCCAUUGUUUUUUUGAGCCAAAUAGUGACCUCAAAAGGUCAUAUGGAUUUGUGUUUUGAGUCAUCAUAGAGGCCUCUAAAGUUCAUAUGACAUUGUGUUUUGAGUCAUUUUAGUGACCUUUAAAGUUCGUAUGAUAUUGUGUUUUGAGUCAUUAUAGAGAGACCUCUAUAGUUAAUAUCACAUUGUGUUUUGAGUAAUUGUACUGACCUCUUUAGUUCAAUUGACAUUGUGUUUUGAGUUAUAAUAGUGACCUCUACUUUGAGUUUUGAGUCAUGGUAGUAAACUCUUUAGUUCAAAUGACAUUGUGUUUCGAGUCAUAAUAGUGACCUGUAAAGUUCAAAUAAGUUUCUGUUUUGCGUGAUUGAAGUAAAUUGUUUAGUUAAAAUGACAUUGUGUUUAGAGUCAUUAUACUGACCUUUACUUUGUGUUUUGAGUUAUUAUAGUAAACUCAUUAGUUAAAAUGAGAUUGUGUUUAAAUAAUAAAAGUUAGUUCUCAAUGGUUCAUAUGACAUUGUGUCUUAAAUCAUGAAAGUGGUUUGUUAAUUGUUAAAGUUACACAGUGUCUUGUCGGUUAAGUAAAAUAUAAAUUGUUCGUACGACAUUGUGUGUGUUUUUUUGCAUUAAAGUAUCCUCCCAAGUUCAAAUUAACCCAUAUAUGCCGAGUGGACUCUCCCAUCAUUCUAAAUUGAAUCAAUUUAUUUCCAAAAUAAGGGAUGUCUUGUAUACUUAUUUCUAUAUUUAGAAUAUUUCUUACGUAAAUUCCUUUAAGCAAACAGCGCAGACCCUGAUAAGACGCCGUAUCAUGCGGUGUCUCAUCUGAGUAAACGCUGUUUGCCAAGGCCUUUUUUCUAGAUGCUUGGCAUAAUUGGGUUAAAUUGUCUUCAGUAAUGAAAGUUACCUCUAAAUUUUUCAAAUGACAUUACGUUUUGAAUCGUUAAAAUGGCUUAUAUAUUGUUCAUGUUAUAUUGUUUAAUGUUUCGUUUAAGUGAAAUUAAAAAUGUUCAAGUUAUAA